Platichthys flesus (European flounder) is the source of this 1971-nucleotide messenger RNA. It is a transcript of the gene cabcoco1, whose product is annotated as ciliary associated calcium binding coiled-coil 1. Lineage: Eukaryota; Metazoa; Chordata; Actinopteri; Pleuronectiformes; Pleuronectidae. The transcript has 7 exons. The coding region runs from base 12 to 656 and encodes 214 amino acids. The record is from RefSeq and is a predicted model, not a curated record.
CAAGCGUCAACAUGUCGGGUGGAGCGACACGUCGUGAAAAGAAGGAGCCUUUGAAGGUGGAGGAGAGUGAGCCGGAGAGGACGGCCCCAGCGUUUCUCCUGUGGGACAAGCCUCCUCAUCUCAGGACUGUGGAGCUGCAGCGGAGGAGCGCGGCCGAGCUGGAGCCGGAACUGAAGGAGAUCCUGGGCUUGAGGAACCAUCAGACAUGUAUGAGGGAAGCUGCCCUGCUGGAUUAUUUCGUCUGUGGUUUCUGGUGGACUAAAGAGAAGAAGUUCAGCCCCACACAGACCUCCUUCACUACUGCUGUGCUACACAUGCUGAUUGACAACAUAAGAGUGAAACAGAUGGGUCUGCUGGAGAACUUGAUGGAGUUUGCUAAGGCCUUGGCUCCUGCAUGCCAGUGUUGGAUUUCAGGUGGAGACACAACUUCACUUCUGGACAGAAAAGAAGCCAAAGAGUUCAUAAGUUACAUCACAAUAAGUUUGUUUCAGAAGUACCGACUGUAUGAGCUUGUGCUGACCACACCCAGAGAGGAGUUACUGGUGGGCCUGGAGAGGACCAUUGAGGUGUUCAAUUGGCAGGGCACUCUCAACCCAUUGGAGGAAGGCACCUCCUCUCUUCUACCUGAAGUGACAACCUAUGUGUCUCUCCCAUAAAAAUGAACGGGUGUCUCAUAGAUGUAGUGAGGAAAUGUCAAAUACCACCCAGGAAGAUUCAGACCCACCGAGGAAGAGCUUCUCAGGAAGAUUCAGACCCAGCAAUGUUGGACUUCAUUAUUUGAAUGCAGCAAUUUCAAGUCUGUAAAUAAUGUAUGAGCUUAUUUCAAACGUAUAAUUUCUUUAAUAGUUUGGUAUGUUUGGUUAAGCCAACAUGUAUAGGUAUUUCAGUAGGCUGCCGAUGUAGCUUUGCAAUGACGUAACUUUUAACUGCAACUAAAACUCAAGAAAAUAUAAUGAAUGCAAAAAUAUACUGUAUGAACAAACCAACUCAGUCAAUGUAAAUCUGGCGUCAUUUCUGUCUCUGAGCACAAAUUUUAAAUCAGAUUCAACGGGAAAAACUGUACUUCUUGACAUAUUGCCCUGGAGUAUUAAUUGUGAACUAUACGGUGGGUGAAGAGCUGCACUUCAGGUCCUGAGUGCUUUCAGCUUUCCACUCUGCAGGUUUUUUGGGUAACCGUCUUUUUUUAGCCUUGCCACAGAUUGGCCGUAUGCAUCCACUCCAGCCUUUCUCCCAAUGCUUCUGUGGUGAUAAUAAUCAUUACAUGUUUUAUUUAAAACGCUUUUAUCAGGGCAGAAUCUCUACAUGGAAUAAAAGCUCUAACAUGAAAAUCUGGGAGUUCCUGUGAGAAUAGCAAUAAAGUGGCGAUGGACAUUUUGAACUUUAUUCUCAGCGACACCCAAUGCUCGCUGACCAACCAUUAGCCAACAAGAAUAAAAUGUUCUAUUUAGAACAGAGGAGUGCUCAUGACACAUAAAAAGACCAAACAAAAUGUUUAUUGUAAAUGCUCUGUAUUUUAUAAAGUGCUUUUCUAGUGUUGAUGACCACUCUAAGCACUUUCCAGGUUGUUGCCAUUCACACACACAUUCAUUCACAUAGUUUCCUAAUAUAAUGUCAAUAUACUGUGUGCUGGAUUUUCCGUGCAGAGCUUUUUUAUAAACAGUCUAUGAAUCAGAGUGGAGUUACAACACUUUGCGUUUAUUCUAAACAUUUUAUAAUCAAUGUUUUUCAUUGAUUGAAAUUUUUCUUAAUGCACACCAACCAAACAACACCAAAUUUGACAUUGCACUACCCACUAAGAAUACACAUAAAUAAAAUGACUUGCAAGAUGUGUUCCGUAUACAGAUAGAUUGUGAUAUAAGUAGAUAUCCAUUUAAUGCUUCUUCAGAUCAUGUCCAAUUUGUUAGCAGUCGGAGCAAAUUACACGAAACACUGAAACUUGUUUUUUUUUAAAUAAUGCAGCACUAAUGUCUU